Colias croceus (clouded yellow) is the source of this 1133-nucleotide messenger RNA. It is a transcript of the gene Tbp, whose product is annotated as TATA-box-binding protein. The record is from RefSeq and is a predicted model, not a curated record. Bases 139 to 1071 code for a protein of 310 amino acids. Gene Ontology annotation, biological process: DNA-templated transcription initiation. Gene Ontology annotation, molecular function: RNA polymerase II general transcription initiation factor activity; DNA binding. The transcript is spliced from 4 exons. Lineage: Eukaryota; Metazoa; Arthropoda; Insecta; Lepidoptera; Pieridae.
GUCAAGUGUCAAGUUUGCUGUAUCGUCGAUUGCAUUUUUACAAGCUUUUUCUUGAACUAAAUAAAAACAGUAUUUAUUUUGUGUAGUUAGAUACUUUAUAGUAAUUUUUAAGUAGAACAAACCAAUACCUUUUACACAAUGGAUCAAAUGCUGCCCAGUCCGUAUAAUAUACCGGGUAUUGGAACGCCGUUACACCAACCCGAAGAAGAUCAACAAAUCUUACCAAAUGCAUUGCAACAACAACAUCAACAACAACAGCAACAACAGCAGCAGCAACAGCAUUCCUUAGGUUCCUUGGGAUCCUCGCCACUUGUUGGUUUUGGCGCUUCCCUCAUGGGAACUCCACAACGUUCUAUGCACACUUACGCGCCAACUGCUAGUUAUGCCACUCCUCAGCAGAUGAUGCAGCCCCAAACACCACAAAAUAUGAUGUCUCCAAUGAUAACCAGUGGAAGCAUGGGGGGCCCACAAAUGCUUAGUCAGGCUAGUCCAGCACCCAUGACUCCAUUAACACCACAUUCAGCAGACCCUGGAAUAUUGCCACAACUACAAAAUAUUGUAUCAACAGUUAACUUAAAUUGCAAAUUGGAUUUAAAGAAAAUAGCCUUACACGCCAGAAAUGCUGAAUACAAUCCCAAAAGAUUUGCAGCUGUUAUUAUGAGAAUAAGAGAACCAAGGACAACAGCAUUGAUAUUUUCUUCCGGGAAAAUGGUUUGUACAGGAGCAAAAAGUGAAGAGGACUCAAGACUGGCUGCUAGAAAAUAUGCUAGAAUUAUACAAAAAUUAGGGUUUACUGCAAAAUUUUUAGACUUCAAAAUACAAAACAUGGUCGGCAGUUGUGAUGUUAAGUUUCCAAUCCGCCUUGAAGGUUUAGUGCUCACUCAUGGACAGUUCAGUUCUUACGAACCAGAAUUAUUUCCAGGACUCAUUUAUCGUAUGGUCAAACCAAGAAUUGUACUUUUAAUAUUUGUGUCUGGCAAAGUGGUGUUAACUGGUGCAAAAGUCCGACAAGAAAUUUAUGAAGCUUUUGAUAACAUUUACCCUAUCCUGAAAAGCUUUAAAAAGCAAUAGUUGUAGAAUUAAAUUAAGGUAUCUCCUAUUUCUAAGUGUUAUUAAUAAAUAAAUACAAUUUU